This is a messenger RNA of Conger conger (European conger), 2180 nucleotides long. It is a transcript of the gene trim69, whose product is annotated as tripartite motif containing 69. The transcript has 6 exons. Gene Ontology annotation, molecular function: protein binding; zinc ion binding. Bases 247 to 1713 code for a protein of 488 amino acids. NCBI's taxonomy places the organism in Eukaryota, Metazoa, Chordata, Actinopteri, Anguilliformes, Congridae. The record is from RefSeq and is a predicted model, not a curated record.
AGAAAGAGUCGGGGAGAGAGAGAGAGAGAGAGAGAGAGAGAGAGAGACGACCAGGGGAAACAAAAAAGGGAGGUAGACGAGAAGAAAAAUAGAACGGGCGAGGAAAACCACUGGCAGAAGGGGAAUGGAAAAAGAAAGAGGCUGAAGAGAGAAUGAGAGAAGAGUAAAAGAGUGGAUGAGAACAACUUCUCCUUUUCGCUAUUAGUUUUGGUGUGGAGGAAGGGGGAGGAAUCUGACAGGGUGACGAUGGCUGCCCACUCUUCAAGGGGCUCAACCCAGAGACUGAGCCGGGACCUAACCUGCUCCAUAUGCCUGGACCUCUUCAAACAGCCCGUCUCCCUCCCAUGUGACCACACCUUCUGCCAGGCCUGCAUCACCAGCUACUGGACCGGCCCGGCUUGCCAGAGCGGGACGUCCUCCUGUCCCCAGUGUCGGACCGCGUUCCCUGGCCAGAGCUUCCGGCCCAACCGGAUAGUGGCCAAUAUCGUGGAGAGCUACUGCCAAACCCUGGAGGAGAGUGGGCAGCCAUGUCGGGGUGCUGCCCAGGCCCGGCCAACCCCCCUCUGUCUCCGCCACCGGGAGGAGCUGAAGCUCUACUGCGAGGAGGACCAGGAGCUGGUGUGCCUGGUGUGCGGCGUGUCCCAGGAGCACCGGAGCCACACGCUGGUCAGCAUGGAAGAUGCCGAGCAGCGCUACAGGGCAUCUCUGAGCAGCUCUAUGACAGCAUUGCAAGCAGAGCUGAACACUGCAAUGCAGUGUGAGAGCGAGGCAGAAGAGGAGGUGAAGAAGCUGAAGGUGCACACAGCGGACCUGAAGCAUCGCAUCGAGGCGCAGUUCUCCGACCUGCACCAGUUCCUGUACCAGGAGGAGAAGAUGCUCCAAGUGAAGCUGAAGACGGAGGAGCGGCGGGAACUGAUCCGGCUGGACGAGUACAAGGCCGUGCUGUCCGUGGAGAUCUCCCGACUCCGCCAAGCCAUGGGCGACAUCGAAGACAAACUGCGUGAGCACGAUGCCUUCCAGCUGCUCAGGAACAUCAAGGCCCUGCUACAGAGGCAUCCGUUGAAGUUUGAACGGCCAGCCCACACCGUCCCCAGCCUGUGUGAAGGCCGCUUCGCUGGGCCCCUGCAGUACAGAGUGUGGAAGUCCCUAAAAGGCAUAAUUUACCCAGCUCCAGCCACUGUCACCUUCGACGCCAGCACGUCCAACCCCUGGCUGAGCCUCUCCCCGUCCCUCACCUGCGUCCGGUACCAGACCUUCCACAACCCCGUGCAGGACAACCCCCAGAGGUUCAAUGCCGCCCUCUCCCUGUUGGCCAGCCAGGGCUUCACUCACGGCCAGCACUACUGGGAGAUCGAGGUGUACAGCAGCACUGUCUGGACCCUGGGCGUGGCACGGGAGUCCGUGGCCAGGAAGGGGGUGAUCAAGGCCCUGCCGACCAACGGGUUCUGGACUCUCUCCCUGUCGUACGGGGUCCAGUACAUGGCGGGCACCUCCCCGCCCACUGUACUGUCCCCGGAGGAACGCCUGGCCCGGGUCGGGGUAUAUCUAGACUACAAGAGGGGGCUGGUGUCCUUCUACAAUGCAGAGAACAUGGCCCACCUCUACACCUUCCAGGAGAACUUCACGGAGACCCUCUACCCCUACUUCAACCUGGGAUUUUUGGACAAGGUACACGAGAAUGAGCCCCUUAAGGUGUUCCUUCCGAAAAUCUGACCCUGGAUCUUAGCCACGGUCUUACAGGUUACGUCUGCACCCCGCAACUGUCACUAGGCUGGACCAGGACAGACUUACAUAUCUACUUAUGGGGUAGACAGGCUGACACAGUGCCCUAUAAAGAGAUGUAGAGGAAUUCCAUCCUGUCCCCAGUAAGACUAAACCAACUUGUACCACAGUUCAGAAGAACAUUUAGCAGUCAUUUCCAAAUAGCACAUAACUAUAAUUGCAAUAACAAAUAUUGCAUGCUUGUGGUAAAUAUAUAGUAGUUUAAAGUGAUGGGAUGAAGAAAUAUUUUGUACUUACCUCAUUUGAAAUAUAUAUUUUCACAUUUAUCAAUACUUAAUCAUGAAACUGUUUUAAAAUAUACAAAUGUAAAACAUAUACCUUAAAUAUACCACUGUAAAGCACAUGUACUGAGAAAUAUACAAUAAAUACCAACGGCCAUGAACGUUUCUGAUGAAUGA